Molecule: messenger RNA, 1505 nt
Organism: Ornithorhynchus anatinus (platypus)
Lineage: Eukaryota; Metazoa; Chordata; Mammalia; Monotremata; Ornithorhynchidae
Gene: C1QTNF7
Product: C1q and TNF related 7
Exons: 4
Coding region: 236-1120 (294 amino acids)
Molecular function (GO): protein binding
Source: RefSeq, a predicted model, not a curated record
CACUGAGCCAGGUUGGAUUGAUUGAUUGAAAACUAGAAGCAAAUUGAUGAAUGAUUAUUCAGCAUCUUCUUUGAGUUUUUCAUUUCUUCCAGUAACAAAGGUAUCAAAAUACUUCUCAGAUGAGAUAACUGAGGCACAGUGAAGUGACUCGCCCAAGGUCACACAGCAGACAAGUGGCAGAGCCGGGAUUAGAUCUUAUGACCUUCUGACUUCGAGAUCCGUGCUCUAUCAGUGGAUGCCAAAGCCAGAGAUGUUUGUCUUGCUUUAUGUUACGAGUUUUGCCAUCUGUGUAAGUGGACAACCUCGUGCUAAUCAGUUCAAAGGAGAAAGUCCCUCCCCAAGGUAUAUAUGUAGUGUGCCUGGCUUACCUGGACCUGCAGGUCCCCCAGGAGCUAACGGAUCACCUGGGCCACAUGGACGCAUUGGCCUUCCGGGAAGAGAUGGCAGAGAUGGCAGGAAAGGCGAAAAAGGAGAAAAGGGAAACGCAGGUUUCCGAGGGAAGACCGGAUCUCUAGGACCAGCGGGAGAGAAAGGGGACCAAGGAGAGACAGGCAAAAAAGGACCUGCAGGAUUAGGAGGGGACAAAGGAGAUGUGGGACACACUGGAGUUCCCGGACCCAAAGGAGACAGAGGGCAGCCGGGUCACCGGGGCGUUCCCGGGAUCUGCAAGUGUGGAAAUACGGUGCUCAAGUCCGCCUUUUCGGUGGGCAUUACCACGAGUUACCCGGAAGAAAGGUUACCGAUAAUCUUCAAUAAAGUCCUUUUCAACGAGGGGGAGCACUACAACCCUUCCACUGGAAAGUUCAUCUGUGCUUUUCCGGGAAUCUAUUACUUCUCUUACGAUAUCACUUUAGCCAAUAAACACCUGGCCAUCGGAUUGGUGCAUAACGGGCAGUACCGGAUUAAAACCUUCGACGCUAACACCGGGAACCACGAUGUCGCCUCUGGAUCCACGGUGAUCUACCUGGAGCCGGAAGAUGAAGUCUGGCUUGAGAUCUUCUUUGCGGACCAAAAUGGGCUUUUCGCGGAUCCCAGCUGGGCAGACAGUUUAUUUUCUGGAUUUCUCUUGUACGUCGACACGGAUUAUCUGGAUUCCUUGGCUGAGGAUGAUGAACUGUGAUGGGGGGGGAUGGUGAUGGCAACGGACACGCAGUUCAAACAGACACGGGAUUUAAUCUGGGAUCCGCGGAAGGCAAGACAGCAGGGAUGCUAUCGAAGACACUGCCGGUGAAAUCCUAAAGAAAUUACAGAGGUUACCAUCCAAAGUAAUUGAGUGGGAUGCUCUACUCACCAGCUAGGACCGCACAGAAUGAAUUACGUAGAACCGUAGUUCCAGAUAUAAAUCCUCUUGAAAGCAAUGUUCAUAAAUAUUUAAACAAAUGAAAGAUAAUGUCAACAAAUUUUAUAUUAAAUAUAUUGAAUUAGAAUACCUGCUGGCAAUGGUACUGUCUUAUUAAACUUUCUGGAACUCUUUCAGUUAUUAAAGGGAAUCAUAACACCGAGAA